Geodia barretti is the source of this 1721-nucleotide messenger RNA. The record is from the annotation of a GenBank genome assembly. Lineage: Eukaryota; Metazoa; Porifera; Demospongiae; Tetractinellida; Geodiidae.
AUCUUUGGGCAUGCGCAUUGUCCCCAGUGUGUUGCUAGAGCGGAAGUGGCACUGCGCACGCGGCUAAAGCCCCCCAUAUCGUCUCACGGCUAUACAUGAUCACACAGAACAGUUUUAGCUGCUGAAGAUGAAGAUUUCGUCCAUCACUAUUGAAGUUCUACCAAUUUUCGUUAUGCUGAGUGUUGGUCUCGCAGCACAGCGAACGUGCCGGAGACGGGCACCUCCAUUUACUGACUGUUCAUCCACGACCGGAGAAUGUAACUUUAUGUUUGAUACCAAUAACCUACCACGGGCGCUUCCAAUCCCACCUCCGAACACUCGCACCUGCUACCGAACCUGCCAUGACACGAAUGGUCAGUGCAGGUCUGUUCCUACAGUAAUAAACGAGCAGAAGCUGCAAAUCGACAGUGCUGAUCCAAAUUAUAAAGUCUUCAGGAUAUUUUCACCUAACUACGACAGAGGGAGCUACCGAAAAAGCACUAUCUGCAGGUACCGAGUCCAGUGCAGUCCGGGACAGAUCAUUAGUUACAGUGUUCUCGACUUUGAUCUGGAGGGAAGCAGUACUUGUUCCAGUGGAACUGAGUGUCUGGACUAUGUAGAGAUCAACUACCAGAACCUUGCCACGAGACAGAGGUUUUGUGGUGGCGGUGAAACGGGUGAAGUACAGAUUGAGGGUUCCAAUGAGUUAACAUUUGAGUUUGUUAGCAAUCGUCAAACAGAGAAGCGUGGCUUCAAAUUCUUUGUGAAUUGCAUUGAUCCUUCAACUGAUGUCAAUGGCCUUAGAGUAGGGGCAGUGGUACCGGCAUUUGAACCAUCUUCUAACAGAAUAGGAAACUUCAGAAUAGGAAACUUUGACAUCAAUCCAUGCUCAGAGCCACCAAACAUGGCUCCAAGACCACUUAUUUUUGAGACACCAUCUUCAUUUGUACCAUCAACGUUGGUCAGAAGAUACGUAGUCCAAUUGUUUGGGUUUAUCUACUACAACAGUGGCUCUAUUCGGGUGCAUAAUGCCCAGGGAGAACUUAUCAACACCAUCAGGGGAAUCUUGCGUCUUGAAGUUACUAAUCGCUUUGAAACUACUGUUCGUCGUUACAGUUCCAUCUCAGGAGGAGUUACAUUUAAUGGAUAUGGUAUACUGGAAGUAGAUGGUGAGAAUGCAAACUUCAAUCAACAAGGAGUAGAUCCUGUGUUUCAACCUACACGCGAAGAAAGUUCCUCUAUUAUUGAGUUGGAGAGGACAAUCAACAGGAUAAUAGGGAACGAUUUCUUUGACGUAGUGGACCAGUAUGAUGAACCUUCAGGGAUCCUAGACAUUCUGCCUUUUCCAGACCAGAUAAUACUUCAAGAGCCUAGUCGUCUCCCUCCGGGCAGAUUAAUCCCACGACAAGCUGCCUUCCGUCCACUGAAUAUCCCAACCACAACAACAGAGCUGGCAGCUCAGUAUGGCAAUGCCUGCAAUGCAGUUCUACGCUCCACAGCCUGUGCCUACCAGGCUCUUUUGCUAGGCAUCGACUGCAACACUGGACUUGCCAUAAACUAGGGUGUCAUUUUGUUAGAUCCUAGCUACCACUGAUAGUGUGAAUCAUUAUUGCAAAAAAGAGACAAAACUUCAGUAUUGGGUGGCAUCAAAAGCAAUAACUUAUGUGUUAAUGAACAAAUGGCACAUUACUAUGCAAAACUCACCUGUUAUAAGUGAUCGUAUGUACAGUGUAAACAUCAAC